Molecule: messenger RNA, 989 nt
Organism: Oppia nitens
Lineage: Eukaryota; Metazoa; Arthropoda; Arachnida; Sarcoptiformes; Oppiidae
Product: annexin-B12-like
Exons: 9
Coding region: 39-989 (316 amino acids)
Cellular component (GO): cytoplasm
Molecular function (GO): calcium-dependent phospholipid binding; calcium ion binding
Source: RefSeq, a predicted model, not a curated record
ACAAAAAAAUCAAUUAAAAUAAAUCAAUCAACCAAUAAAUGGAUGGCACACCGACAAUCCGGCCGUCGGGCAGCUUUAAUGCCGAGCGAAUGGCCGCCAAAAUACAGAAAGCCAUCAAAGGAAUCGGUACAGAUGAAAGAGCCAUCAUUGAAGUGUUGACAACACAUACCAAUUCCCAGAGACAGGAUAUCAAACAAAAAUUUAAGACAAUGUAUGGCCGAGAUCUGGCCGAUGAUCUUAAAAAAGAUUUGGGCGGUAUGUUUGAGGACACAUGUCUGGGACUACUUGUCCCUAACUAUCAAUAUCUGGUCGAUUGUCUAUACAAUGCAAUUAAGAAAGAUCUUAAUGUCAAUUGUAUUAUCGAUAUAUUGAUUACUUAUCAUAACUGGGAUAUUAAGGAUAUUAAACAACGAUAUGCCGAAAAAUAUAAUGAAGAUCUGGAUAUAGUUAUUGCUAAUCAAUUUUCGGGCGAUUUUCAACGUGUCCUCCGGUCACUGUUGACGGCCAACCGAUCCGAAUCAACCGAUAUUGACGGCGAAUUGUCGGCAAAAGAGGCCAAACUAUUAUUAGAUUCUGGUAUGAAAAUAUUGGGCACCGAUGAGGACCAGUUUCUACGUAUACUAUGUGGCUAUAGUUUUCCGCAAUUGUCGGCAAUAUUCAGCCAGUAUAGCAAACUGGCCGGUCAUCCAAUAGAGACGGCAAUUGCUAAUGAAUUUUCUGGUGAUUUACUCACUGUAUUCAACGGCAUUGUUAUGAUUGCCAACAAUAUUGCCUACUAUUAUGCCGUACGACUGUAUUCAUGCAUUCAUGGUAUGGGAACCGAUGACGAAACCAUUACCAGAAUAUUAAUCUCAAGAUCGGAGAUUGAUUUGGAAGAUAUCAAAGACGCCUACAAAAAGAAAUAUAACCGCAAACUAACCGAUGAUAUCGCCGACGAUACGGGCGGUGACUAUAAAAAACUAUUGCUAAGAAUAUUGAGUCCUCUUUAA